CCGGGCCGGUGGCUGCUCUGUCCCGCCGCGGACCCCGCGCUCCGCUCCCCCAAGGAUGCACCAUCAGGACACCGCCGAGGUCUGCUGGGAUUGACCCGCAGUAGCACCGUCCCAGGGCUGAGUGGAACCAGAGGAGUGGGAAAGCACUGAGCCUGGGCUGAGCACACCAUGGGGGCAAACACCUCCAGCAAGUCACCACCCUUCAGUGGGAACGAGGAUGUUACCUUCGACCAUUUUGAGAUUUUGCGAGCUAUUGGGAAGGGCAGCUUUGGAAAAGUCUGCGUGGUGCAAAAGACCGACACCAAGAAGAUGUACGCCAUGAAAUACAUGAACAAACAGAAGUGUGUGGAGCGUAAUGAAGUCAGAAAUGUUUUCAAGGAGCUGCAGAUUAUGCAGGGUCUGGAACACCCCUUCUUGGUUAAUUUGUGGUACUCAUUCCAGGAUGAAGAGGACAUGUUCAUGGUUGUCGACCUGCUGCUUGGAGGGGACCUGCGUUACCAUCUCCAACAGAACGUGCGGUUCCAAGAGGGCACAGUGAAACUCUUCAUCUGUGAGCUGGUGCUGGCCCUCGACUACCUGCAGAGCAGGCACAUCAUCCACAGAGACAUCAAGCCCGACAACAUUUUACUGGAUGAGCAUGGACACGUGCACAUCACCGAUUUCAACAUCGCCACGAUGCUGACCAAGGAGAUCCAUGUCACCACCAUCGCUGGCACAAAGCCCUACAUGGCACCUGAGAUGUUUAACUCCACAAAACCCACCGGCUACUCCUUCGCCGUGGACUGGUGGUCACUGGGAGUCACUGCCUACGAGCUGCUCAGGACCCGGAGGCCGUAUCACAUUCGCUCCAACACCUCCACAAACGAAAUCGCCCACGUGUUCAGGACAGCCAGGGUGAUGUACCCCGCCGCGUGGUCCCCAGACAUGGUGUCGCUGAUCAAGAAGUUGCUCGAGCUGAACCCCGAGAAACGUUUUUCUCGGCUGGAGGACAUCCAGGCCUUCCCAUAUCUGUCUGAUGUGAACUGGGAUGCUGUUCUGCAGAAAAGGAUUAUGCCAGAAUUCAUUCCCACGAAAGGCAGACUAAACUGUGACCCAACCUUUGAACUGGAAGAAAUGAUUCUGGAAUCCAAGCCUCUUCACAAAAAGAAAAAGCGCUUGGCUAAGAAGGAGAAAGACACGGGCAAAAGCAAUUCCUCCCAGGCCAGCCACAUCCAGAAGCACCUGGAGAUGCUCCAGAGGGACUUCAUUGUUUUCAACAGAGAAAAGGUGAGACACCACCAAGACAACAUCCAGGAGACCACACCGCUGACAAAAAGCGGAGGCACGUACAGGGAGGACAACCAGAACAACAACCUCUGAGAGCAGCACAGCCCCUGCAGGAGACCUCCCCGUGGGGCUGGGGCUUGCCCACCCACACACUGUCACCGUAUUGGACCGUGGACUCGUUCUCUGCUGCCAGGACCCUGCCAGCAGCCCAGGGCACCAGGGGGAGCUGGGGCACCCACCACCUCAGCCUGCCACCCCACAGCCAGAGGGUCCUGGGUGUGGGGAGAGGCUGUGGGUGCUGCCUUGCAAUUUGCCACAGUCAGCUGGACUCAGAUCCUAUUGUGCUGCCUUUCCUGAUGGCAGGAAUGUGACCAUGUGACAAUGGAUGAGACAGUAUCCACCCUUCUGGCUUGGCUGGCCGGUGCCACAGCUCUUGGUGCCACCUGUGCUCAGAGGUGCCACUAUCCUGUCAGCUGCAGUGCUGGGGCCACAACAGCACCGUGGGUGAGGGCCCUCCAGGAGCUGGGACUCCGGCAUGGAUGGGCUGCUCCAGGUGGAAGAGGCGACUCC
Empidonax traillii (willow flycatcher) is the source of this 1836-nucleotide messenger RNA. It is a transcript of the gene STK32A, whose product is annotated as serine/threonine kinase 32A. The record is from RefSeq and is a predicted model, not a curated record. Gene Ontology annotation, biological process: regulation of signal transduction; protein phosphorylation; G protein-coupled receptor signaling pathway. NCBI's taxonomy places the organism in Eukaryota, Metazoa, Chordata, Aves, Passeriformes, Tyrannidae. The coding region runs from base 169 to 1359 and encodes 396 amino acids. The transcript has 13 exons. Gene Ontology annotation, molecular function: ATP binding; G protein-coupled receptor kinase activity; G protein-coupled receptor binding.